This is a messenger RNA of Peniophora sp. CBMAI 1063, 1497 nucleotides long. Lineage: Eukaryota; Fungi; Basidiomycota; Agaricomycetes; Russulales; Peniophoraceae. The record is from the annotation of a GenBank genome assembly.
AUGACAUCCCUACAAAGUCUACAGGCGGACAUUAUGAGCGAGAUAUUCGAAUGGCUUGCUGUCAUCUCUCCGGCGCAGCAGGGUAAUCACAGAGCAACGGCUGAUAUGGGGUGGAUUCUGGCCACGCACGUCUGUCGACACUGGCGCCACGUGGCGCUCAAUCUAGGGAAGCUGUGGGCGGGCGUGGUAUGCAGUCUUCCCAACGUCUCCUCGAUGGAGGAAAUCCGGAAGCGUGCAAGGUCUUGCCCCCUACGCGUCUCUAUUGUGGACAGCCCCACGGAGCUCAUCCGGAUUGAGUUUGCUCUGAGGAAUGUUACACAGAUUGAAAGCAUUUUCUGCGAGAUGAUUUUCCCCUGGUGCGAGGAACUAGCGGACCAAGGCUCUCUGCCGUUACUUCGCGAAUUGAGGAUCGAUCAGGAGCUAAACGGUCCACUCACGAAUCUGCGCUAUCUUCGCCUUGACGCUCCCGGCAUGCAAAGGAUGACCCUAAUAGACGUGCUCCUCCCCCCCUGCCACUCUUCAUUGUAUUCGAAUCUCCGGGACUUGUCCAUCUCAGGGCCAAGCGCGUUGCCGUCACCUUCAUGUGAGAUAUUGGGCGCCCUGUCGCACAUGAAGGUUCUCGAGCACCUGCAGAUGGAACUGUUCAAGACAGGGCCGAAACGACUAGCGCAAUGGGAAGGAUACAAAGGCGACCCGGUCCAUCUCGUGAAGUUGCGCACCGUGAAGCUUUUCGGCUGGAAGGGGUCGGAUGUACUGGGCCUCUUGUCAAAGUUGGGCGCCCCGGCUCAUGCCCAGGUGGAGCUGAUUGUGGCAGCCGAUGAGGAGGAUUCACGUAUCCUGGCCACUCUUUACGACCGGAUGGUCGACCCAGUGCACGACACAUGCGUCGUUGACUCCAGCACCAAAGGCGACGCUGUCUCAUUCGUUUCGUCAGACGUCACUCCAUUUGGACAUUGUAGCAAGGUUAGGGUAGAGGUGCGCGGGAGGGGCAUUGGCGGCGUCCUGUUGCUCCUUGCGGCACAGUGUCCCCGGUUGAAGCACAUCACUCGCUGGGUCGUGGAACCGAACAAGUCGAUUAUCCCGUUCUUCGCGCGCAAUCUCCUCAAGAUUUGCCCCUCCGUUUGCGAGUUGGUGAUAAAUGCAAGCGAGCCGGAAGAUUUUGAAUUUCUGUUCAAAAGACUACCCGGGCAUGGUUCAAAAUAUACUCUCACCUUCCCCGGCCUACGUGUCUUGGCGGUCCGUCGUAUCCCACCAUCUGCAUUGCGGCUCGAGGACGAGAUAGGUUACGUGUAUUGGUGGUCCCAAUUUCAAGCGGCAAUCCAGCGUUAUGCUGCGCUUGGUGGGAGACUCAGACAGCUGCGACUGGUGGGCGAAUGGAGCUGGGACAUGCCGAACAUACGGGUAAUGGACGGUCGGGCGUUCAACUACUUGUGGAACUCCCGCCUGGUAGGUGAUAUCGUCGAGGAGCGACGUUGGAAGACUGUACCUUAUUCUUAA